Messenger RNA from Chaetomium strumarium, 2192 nucleotides. RefSeq lists its product as uncharacterized. Bases 356 to 1774 code for a protein of 472 amino acids. The transcript is spliced from 2 exons. NCBI's taxonomy places the organism in Eukaryota, Fungi, Ascomycota, Sordariomycetes, Sordariales, Chaetomiaceae. The record is from RefSeq and is a predicted model, not a curated record.
GCUCCGAGCCGUUACUUCCGUCUCGGAGUCCAAGUUGGCACUUCGAAGGGACAUAAAGGUUUCGAGGUCACAGAACUGCCGAUUCUAGAGCCAAGUCUCGACUUUCGAGACCCAGGUCAACCCAUUGUCUUCUACGUUCUACCUUUGCGCCCAUAACGGGUACACAAUGCCGUGCAUCUCUUCUGGGUGUACCGUCACUACCCUUUGUGACGGCUAUCAAACGUUCCUUUGUCUGGGCAAUCUACUUUGUACAGAUUCAACACAAUGAAACCACGACAAUGCCAUUGUUUCUCAGCCUUGGGCCGUUUCCAGCUCGACCUAUUUAAUACGGCGCUGGUCCGGAAGUGUUCCUUGGAUGCAGCCAUCGACUUUGUCAGUCGGCAUUCCUCGUUCGGUGCUAUCGCUAGCUCGACAACAACUACUCUCUUCCAGGAUACCAUUCACCAUCUCAGCCAUGUGUUACAUCACCAGGAACAUCUUCACGGUGUGCGCGCAUAGCAGAGUCGGAGAGUUGGUCGAGUGUAAGGAGCAGAUAGCUAGGAACGAGAAAUAUCAGGACGGUAGCUGCUGGGCCAAUCUCCAAUUGGCGUUUUUGAGCUGCCCGCCAGCCGAGAAGUUGGGGCUGGAGUAUUCGUUCUGCGACUACUGCCGCGACCAUUACAGGGGCUAUGACACGAACAGGGUGGACGCCAUCUUGAACUACUGGGCCUUUAAGAACCGCCGCGGCUACUGUUUCAGCGUCUCUCCAAGCAUGGUCCCCGCCGAGUAUAUUUUCGGAAGGCCAGCAUCGUCUGACCUCGCGGACGCCAAACAGCCCCGGUGCGAGCUCAUCGCCAUCGAUAAGGCGUUGCCACGACGACCGUUCGAGUCGCCAGCCAAGUGGCUACGGAGACUCGAACAGCCACGGAUCACGGCGCCCAUGUCCAUCGGCCCAUAUGCUCGCGUUCUCAGUCCAGUUCCCGAGCUAAGCGAGUCGCAGGCAACCCCCCGCGGAUCGCUCAACCCAUCGCAAGACACGGCGAGAGUGUCUCCGCAAGUUCAUCUCGCCACACUGCAAAAGCUCUGUGGAGAGGCUCCCGUAGAAUUCCCUGUUUCACAGUCAGGAACAGCAUCGGGCUUGAUGAUUGACAAUCUGCAGGAGCAGGGGACAGCGGCAGCCCUGCGACUUCCCGAGUCUCUGCCUCCGGGGCAUGGACAACUCCAGGACACAGGUCCCACAACCUCAGGAUAUGUCGGCUCUGCGUUGGCCGUUCCACCUCCGAGUCGUCGGCUAACCACCCAACAGCGCCACAUGCAGAGUGACGCGGAGCAGUACAUCACUGAAGGCGGCCAAGACGCCGGCGAUCCUGCAGACGUGGGGGCAAAUUUCCAGCUUCACCAGUCUGAACCUGGCCCUAUUUCAGAAGCCGAGGACGGUACGUUGACCAGCAUCGAUCUCAACGAGCAUCCCAAGAAGCAGUCAGAAGAAGACCCGCAGGAGAUCUCAGCGGAGCACGAUGAAGACGACGAACCGCCAAAUCUCACGAGCCAUUUCUCCUGGGACUCUUCGGUAGCUGACGAGGCUGAUAUUUCCAUCACCACUGAAACGACAGACGAAAGCAGCGGCGGGGUAGAGCCGUCAACCGAAGUCAACAUGACCAGCCGCUUCUCGGUUUCGGACGUAGACCCGGACGACGCAGCAGAGAUGGCCAGCAUCGGCCCGGUCAGUCCCAAUUCGGAGGUCUUCUGUCUGGCCAACGACCCUGGAACACGCCGGUCUGUUGCCGGCAAAUAGCAGGUCGUCUCCGGUUGAAGAUGAGGAGCAGUAAGUACACAACACACAGUAGGUAAGUAGCCUUGGUGUGGUGAGUGAGGUGAGUGAGAAACUUCAGGUAAGCAUGGUGGAGGAUUGAUGAAUCACGGAUGUUGAAGACGUCACGGUAUCUGUGUACCGAAUUCAAUCGAUACGCCUGCAAGUCUGGUGAGAAUAAGUUAUUGCUUUUGCUUUCUUCCCUAGUAGUACAGUUUGAUCAAUUCACCAGUCUAUCUCAGUCUCCUAUGGUCCAUAUCUGAGUUUGUGAAGGCCCAUGUUCUCACCGUGUCUUGCCGUUUACGGAGUACCGUUGAAUGAAAUGCGUCGGAGACGACACGCUACCUGCCGGAUGAGUAGCAUCAACUUACGUACCCAAUAUUAGGUAUACUCAGCAACGCCC